Lontra canadensis (Northern American river otter) is the source of this 4572-nucleotide messenger RNA. RefSeq names its product zinc finger SWIM-type containing 5 (gene ZSWIM5). The record is from RefSeq and is a predicted model, not a curated record. NCBI's taxonomy places the organism in Eukaryota, Metazoa, Chordata, Mammalia, Carnivora, Mustelidae. The transcript is spliced from 14 exons. Gene Ontology annotation, cellular component: Cul2-RING ubiquitin ligase complex. Bases 37 to 3594 code for a protein of 1185 amino acids. Gene Ontology annotation, molecular function: zinc ion binding.
GCCGCCGCCGCCACCUCAGUCAGUCAAUUCCCAGCAAUGGCGGAAGGAGGUGAGCGAGAGGAGCUGCUCUCUCCGUCGCCGGUCUCUCCGGCUAAGCGCCUGUGCUCGUGGCCCAGCCCGCAGGCUCACCACCCUCGCGGUUCGCCCGGGGCCGCCAGCGGUGGGGUGGGGGGCGUCGGCGGCGGCUGCCUGGCCCCCGGGGCCCGCCCCCACCUGCAGCCCGAGUCCUUGCUGGACUGCGCCGCCAAGACGGUGGCGGAAAAGUGGGCGUACGAGAGGGUGGAGGAGCGCUUCGAGCGGAUCCCGGAGCCCGUGCAGCGCCGCAUCGUCUACUGGUCUUUCCCGCGGAAUGAGCGGGAGAUCUGCAUGUACUCCAGUUUCCAGUACCGUGGCGGCCCCGGCGCCGGAGCGGCUGGCGGCGCCGCGGGGACUUCGCCGGCCGAGGAGGGGCCGCCGCCGCCCCCCGGGGCCGCAGCUCCGACCGGCUCCGCCCCCGGGGCCACCGCGGCGGGGGCGUCCGCCGGGCUGGGCACAGCGGCCGGAGCGGCGGGCGGCGGCGGCGAGGGGCUGCCGUUCCGCCGGGGCAUCCGUCUGCUGGACAGCGGCUCGGUGGAGAACGUGCUGCAAGUCGGCUUCCAUCUCAGUGGCACAGUAACUGAGGCAGCUACUCCUUCUGAACCAGCAGUGACUUACAAAGUUGCGAUCAGUUUUGAUCGAUGCAAAAUCACUUCAGUGACAUGUGGCUGUGGGAACAAAGACAUAUUCUACUGUGCUCAUGUGGUAGCACUCUCACUCUACAGGAUCCGUAAACCAGACCAAGUCAAAUUGCGUCUUCCUAUCUCAGAAACCCUUUUCCAGAUGAAUAGGGACCAGCUACAAAAGUUUAUUCAAUAUUUAAUCACGGCCCACCACACUGAAGUUCUUCCUACUGCACAGAAACUGGCAGAUGAGAUUCUAUCCUCCAACUCCGAAAUCAACCAAGUGCAUGGUGCCCCUGACCCCACAGCUGGGGCCAGCAUCGAUGAUGAAAACUGCUGGCAUUUGGAUGAGGAACAGGUCAAAGAACAAGUGAAACUCUUCCUCUCCCAGGGUGGUUACUAUGGCUCUGGGAAGCAACUCAAUUCAAUGUUUGCCAAGGUUCGAGAGAUGCUGCGGAUGAGGGAUUCCAAUGGAGCCAGGAUGCUGACGCUGAUAACUGAGCAGUUUAUGGCUGACCCACGACUCACACUCUGGAGGCAGCAAGGAACAAGCAUGACAGAUAAAUGCAGGCAACUUUGGGAUGAGUUAGGGGCCUUAUGGGUAUGCAUCAUUUUAAAUCCACAUUGCAAACUGGAGGAAAAGUCCUGUUGGCUACAGCAGCUGCAGAAGUGGAGUGACCUGGAUGUCUGUCCCCUGGAGGAUGGGAACUAUGGGCAUGAGCUGCCCAACAUCACCAAUGCACUUCCCCAGAAUGCCAGUCACAGCCCAGACUCCUUAUCCAGACCACGACGAACAGUGUUCACUAGAGCCAUCGAGGGCCGUGAAUUACAUUGGCAGGACAGCCACUUACAGCGAAUAAUAAGCAGCGAUAUAUAUACAGCUCCUGCCUGCCAGCAGGAAAGUGAGAAACUACUGUUUAAUUCCCAAGGCCAGCCACUGUGGCUUGAGCAUGUGCCUACAGCCUGUGCUCGGGUCGAUGCUCUGCGCUCCCAUGGUUAUCCAAAAGAGGCCCUCAGACUCACAGUGGCCAUUAUCAAUACUCUGAGGUUGCAGCAGCAACGGCAGCUGGAAAUCUACAAGCAUCAGAAGAAAGAACUGUUACAGAGAGGAACCACAACCAUCACAAACCUGGAAGGCUGGGUGGGCCACCCCCUGGAUCCCAUUGGCUGCCUGUUUCUCACUUUGACUGAGGCCUGUCGUCUGAAUGAUGAUGGCUAUCUGGAAGUGUCAGAUAUGAAUGAAAGCAGGCCCCCUGUGUACCAGCAUGUACCUGUGGCUACAGGCUGUCCAAACAGCCAUGAGUCCUACCUGUCAUUGGCCCUGGAAGUUGCUCUGAUGGGGAUGGGUCAGCAGAGAGUGAUGCCUGAAGGCCUCUACACACAGGACAAGGUGUGCCGUAACGAGGAACAGCUCCUGAGUCGACUUCAGGAGCUGCAGCUGGACGAUGAGCUAGUGCGAACACUGCAGAAACAGUGCAUCUUACUCCUGGAGGGAGGCCCCUUCAGUGGUCUAGGAGAAGUCAUUCACCGAGAGAGUGUUCCCAUGCAUACCUUUGCCAAGUAUUUGUUCUCAGCUCUGCUGCCUCAUGAUCCAGACCUGUCCUAUAAAUUAGCCUUACGUGCCAUGAGGUUACCUGUUCUAGAAAACUCAACUUCUACAGGCGACACUUCUCACCCUCACCAUAUGGUGUCUGUGGUGCCCAGCCGUUAUCCUCGCUGGUUCACGCUUGGACACUUGGAAUCACAGCAAUGUGAACUGGCCUCCACCAUGUUGACCGCUGCCAAAGGGGAUACUCUGAGGCUCCGAACAAUUCUGGAAGCAAUACAGAAGCACAUCCAUUCUUCCUCCCUCAUCUUCAAACUGGCCCAAGAUGCAUUCAAGAUUGCCACUCCCACAGAUAGUAGUACUGACAGCACCCUGCUCAACGUGGCCCUGGAGCUGGGGUUACAGGUGAUGAGGAUGACCUUAUCAACUCUUAACUGGAGGCGCCGGGAGAUGGUGCGGUGGUUGGUGACCUGUGCUACAGAAGUGGGUGUGCGGGCCCUGGUGAGCAUUUUGCAGAGCUGGUACACACUCUUCACCCCCACCGAGGCUACUAGCAUUGUGGCUGCCACAGCUGUAUCCCACACCACUAUCCUGCGCCUCAGUCUUGACUAUCCACAGCGGGAGGAGCUGGCUAGCUGUGCUCGCACGCUGGCCCUACAGUGUGCCAUGAAGGAUCCCCAGAGCUGUGCCCUGUCAGCCCUUACACUCUGUGAGAAAGACCACAUCGCCUUUGAGGCAGCCUAUCAGAUCGCCAUUGAUGCUGCCACCGGCGGCAUGACACAUUCACAACUGUUCACCAUUGCCCGCUACAUGGAGCUCCGUGGCUACCCGCUACGUGCCUUCAAAUUGGCCUCCCUGGCCAUGAGCCAUCUCAACCUGGCCUACAACCAGGAUACCCAUCCAGCCAUCAAUGAUGUGCUCUGGGCGUGUGCCCUCAGCCACUCUCUGGGCAAGAACGAGCUGGCAGCCCUCAUCCCCCUGGUGGUGAAGAGCGUGCACUGCGCCACGGUGCUUUCAGACAUCUUGCGGCGCUGUACAGUGACGGCCCCCGGCCUGGCGGGCAUCCCAGGCCGCCGCAGCUCUGGAAAGCUCAUGUCCACCGACAAAGCUCCGCUGCGCCAGUUGCUGGAUGCCACCAUCAAUGCCUAUAUCAACACUACACACUCACGCCUGACACACAUCAGCCCUCGCCACUACGGAGAGUUCAUCGAGUUUCUGAGCAAGGCUCGGGAGACCUUCCUGCUGCCCCAGGACGGCCACCUGCAGUUUGCCCAGUUCAUCGACAACCUCAAACAAAUCUACAAGGGCAAGAAGAAGCUGAUGCUGCUGGUUCGAGAGCGCUUUGGCUGAGAAAGCAAACAACUCACUGCCGGGGCAGCCUGGGCUCCCAGGUACCACAGGUCAGGCCAAGGACACUGAAACAUUCGUCCACCCUGAGAGGACUCUGAGCUCCUGUUGCUGAAGCCAAAGCACCACAGGGCUAAGCAUGGGAGAGUCCAACUCUAGCCAAUAUGCCUUCCUUGGCAAAGUUCUCACUACAGCCCACUGUUCCUGAAGGAGCUGGGCCCUGCAGAUUGAUCAGAAACCCCACAACAUGCCACCUCACGCCCUUAUAUCCUGCGUGUCCUGGGCAUUGGCCCGCUCUCCCUUGGCAAACACAGAACACUGUUCCGUCUCAGGGAUCGCUUAACCAGAGAAACAGAAGCAUUUAUGGUACUGUAAAUACUAUAGUAUAUGUGUUGCCAAUUACACUGUAAAGUUGUAACUAUUUAUAAUUCUGGUUCUAAUUUGAUGGGUACUUGAAGUAGCUGUGGGUGGGAAGAUAGGCUUGUUUUCUGAGGAGACGCAACCAUUUCUCAGGUUUCCCUUGCAGAAUAUAUACAGUUUGCAGUGGAAGAGUGGGGGUGGUGGGGAAUACAACGACCGGUUAGAAUAAAUCCCAGGUCUAGUCUAUGCAGAAACCCCAGCCUGCAGACACAGGGCAUCUAUAUAGCCCAGUGGUGGGAGAGGGCCAGGGCCAGGACUGGACUUAGACUCUUGCCUCAUGAAGCCACAAGGACAGUGAAGCUCUCACUCCUGCCACACACAGCCUCUCUAAGAACCUGUUGAGCUCCUGAGAAGUAAGUGCAGGGAGAGGGUGAAGGUCUGGGAGGCCACUGAGCUCAUUAACAUUCAUCUACUCUGGUCACCUUUGUGUUAGAGAGUGUCUGGUUUUAUCUCAAACUAUGUAUGUGUGUAUAUGUAUCUGUAUGGCUAAGUACGUGUGUCUCUGUGCAUAGAUCUGUGCAUACCUGUCUUGCACAUGUACUUAUGUCUGUCUGUCGGGUC